AAGGCUCAUAGACGCGACGAAUAUCGUGCCACUCGCCAUGCGGCAAGCCCUGGGGAAAUCGGACUCCCAAGCAAACGAUUUUACAGGCAGAGAGCCCACGCGAAUGUGUUUUCGGACCAUGCUUUGAGCUAUCCAGAGAAACCUGAAGCCUGGAACUGGAGGGAGUUGUAUCCAGGUGUCGCGCAGGUUGGACAGGAAGUGCAGAGUGCAGAAGAUAGUCCUCAAAAUGGCGAAAAUAUUACACCAGCUGCCUACAGAGGGGUCGAGAUUGCCGACAUAGGUUGUGGAUUCGGAGGAUUGCUAUUUGCGCUAUCACCAUUGCUUCCGCAGACUUUAAUACUAGGGUUGGAAAUCCGCUCCUCCGUCACCGAGUUCGUCCAAGAGAAGAUCCGCGCUCUCCAAGGACAAGCCCGCAAGGGCGACCCCACCAGCUCGACCGAGACGGAAACGGAAACGGCCACACUGACGCCCUAUCAAAACAUCGCCUGCAUCCGGAGCAACACUAUGAAAUUCAUGCCCAACUACUUCGGCCGCGGCCAGCUGUCGAAAAUCUUCCUCUGCUUCCCCGACCCGCACUUCAAGCACCGCAAGCACAAGGCUCGCAUCGUGAGCCCGACGCUCGCGGCCGAAUACGCGUAUGCGCUGCGGGUGGGCGGGGUCGUGUAUACGAUUACCGACGUGGAGGAUCUGCAUCGGUGGAUGGUGGACGGGUUCAGUGCCAACCCGCUGUUUCGGCGGCUGGGCGAGGAGGAGCUGGAGGGGGACGAGUGUGUGCGGGUGAUGAAGGCGGAGACGGAGGAGGGGAAGAAAGUGGAGCGGAAUGGAGGGACGAAGUGGGUGGCGUGCUUUCAGCGACUGGAAGAUCCCCCGUGG
Messenger RNA from Eremomyces bilateralis CBS 781.70, 873 nucleotides. Its product is annotated as guanine-N(7)--methyltransferase. Gene Ontology annotation, biological process: RNA (guanine-N7)-methylation; tRNA methylation. The record is from RefSeq and is a predicted model, not a curated record. Gene Ontology annotation, cellular component: tRNA methyltransferase complex. The transcript is spliced from 3 exons. Gene Ontology annotation, molecular function: tRNA (guanine(46)-N7)-methyltransferase activity. Lineage: Eukaryota; Fungi; Ascomycota; Dothideomycetes; Eremomycetales; Eremomycetaceae. The annotation marks the transcript as partial.